AUGGAGUCGGGCAGAGAAGCCAGGCGACUCGAGGCAAGGGUACUGAACCUUGCAUGCGGAGCUUGCCGCUAUAAUGGAUUCGAGCUGAGAAGCCAGGUGACUCAAGGCGAGGGUACUGAACCUCGCAUGUGGAUAUCAAAGGAAGAGUACCACGCGGGCCCACCCUAUUCGUUUUGUUUGCUUCUGCCUACUAUCGUUACCCUCGUCUUCACUGAAGAGGAAACCCCCAACAAGAAAACAUGUAUUGAUUGGAAGCUUGAGAGUUUACGGUGGUUACUCGCCGGUGUUCAUCAUCUGUUUCAAUUAUCGGAGCAUCCAUCUCUGCCAGUGACGUUGGAAAUCCGAUGGUGUCAGUUGCCGAUUGUUAGGUCUGCUGUUGCAGGGUGGUCGUCGUUGAGCGUAUGCGGCGGUAUCAGGUUCCGAUUCAACAAUGGUGGAUAUGUGCGCUGGAGACGACCGAUGAUGAUCGGGGCUGCACUUUUCCUCUGUUGCUGCUUUGUUGCAGUGCGGCGGCAACAGCAGCAGCUAAUCGUAUCCUCCGAGCUUUGGAACCCUAGAGUAACAAAAUCAUCAUCAGAUUCCAUGGCGCCUAAGAAAGAGAAAGCCCCUCCACCGUCAUCUAAGCCCGCCAAGUCCGGCGGCGGAAAGCAGAAAAAGAAGAAGUGGAGCAAAGGAAAGCAAAAGGAGAAGGUGAACAACAUGGUUCUAUUCGACAAGGCCACAUAUGACAAGCUUCUUACCGAAGCACCAAAGUUCAAACUCAUCACUCCUUCAAUUUUAUCAGACAGAUUAAGGAUUAAUGGAUCAUUGGCACGCAAGGCAAUCAAGGAUUUGAUGGCAAGAGGCGCCAUCAGGAUGGUAUCUGCUCAUGCUAGCCAGCAGAUCUACACCAGGGCCACCAAUACUUGAGAGAUAUCUGCAACUCUUAAGACUUAAGGCAUGAUUUUCUUAUUUCUGCUUCUUAUUUUUGUCAUCUGUAACAUUUAGGAGCUCUGUUUUUUACUCUUUGCAAUACUUUUGUUUUUAUUUUUGUCAUCUGUUACUAUGCUAUAUUCAGAUUAAAUUUUGCUUUUUCUUCUUUUUCAAAUGCCCAAUGUUUCUUGUUUCUGUUGCAUUUAUGUUGUUUGUUGAUAGUUUUUUCUUGGGUUUCUUGUUUCAUAGCCAUAAAGGCUAAAUUAAAAACAGUUGCAAUGUGGUG
Molecule: messenger RNA, 1198 nt
Organism: Lactuca virosa
Lineage: Eukaryota; Viridiplantae; Streptophyta; Magnoliopsida; Asterales; Asteraceae
Source: the annotation of a GenBank genome assembly